UAUUGUUACUCUUACUCAUAUCAUAGAGAGAGAAAGCGGCUGCGUAGAAAGUUAAGUGUGCCAAGUUGAAGACGGUGGAAAUCGGAGAGAGAGAUAGUCGCAGUUGAAGUCAAAUCAAACACAAAGCAAUCCAAACCGGUUAACUGUUUCUUCUUCCUCCGAUCUGCACGAUGCCGUCCCGAAGAAGAACUCUAUUGAAGGUCAUCAUUCUCGGUGACAGCGGGGUGGGGAAGACAUCUUUGAUGAAUCAAUAUGUGAAUAAGAAGUUUAGCAAUCAGUAUAAGGCAACCAUUGGAGCGGAUUUCUUAACCAAAGAAGUGCAAUUUGAAGAUAGGCUUUUCACUUUACAGAUUUGGGAUACAGCUGGCCAGGAAAGGUUCCAAAGCCUAGGAGUUGCUUUCUAUCGCGGUGCUGAUUGCUGUGUUCUUGUAUAUGAUGUUAAUUCAAUGAAAUCAUUUGAAAACCUUAACAACUGGAGGGAGGAAUUUCUGAUUCAAGCAAAUCCAUCCGAUCCAGAGAAUUUUCCUUUUGUUGUUAUAGGAAACAAGAUAGAUAUUGACGGUGGGAACAGUAGAGUGGUCUCAGAAAAGAAGGCCCGGGCAUGGUGUGCAUCAAAAGGAAAUAUCCCAUAUUAUGAGACAUCUGCCAAAGAGGGUAUUAAUGUUGAAGAAGCAUUCCAAUGCAUAGCAAAGAAUGCCCUGAAAAGUGGGGAAGAGGAAGAACUAUACCUGCCAGACACAAUUGAUGUUGGAAACAGCAAUCAACAACGGGCAACAGGAUGUGAGUGCUGAAUAUAUAGAUUUUCAUCUCAGUACAAAUAAAGUAAAUUAUUUAUAAAUCAUUUUGGCAGUGUCUAGCCAUUUCUGUCUAAGGUUUCAUUGUACAUUUGUGUUGCUCAAGAAACAUAUUGUUCCAGUGCGAUUUGUUGGGUGCUUGUUUGGUUUGGUAUUAAUCGAUCAUGUUAGUUGUUCUCCUUGUAUGGUAUUCCAUCAUUGUAAAAGACAGCACAAGAUCAUUCUGAAGUUUUAUAAUUGCUUAUUUUUUCCCAGACGAAAA
Messenger RNA from Cicer arietinum (chickpea), 1056 nucleotides. RefSeq names its product ras-related protein Rab7. Gene Ontology annotation, cellular component: vacuolar membrane. Lineage: Eukaryota; Viridiplantae; Streptophyta; Magnoliopsida; Fabales; Fabaceae. The record is from RefSeq and is a predicted model, not a curated record. Gene Ontology annotation, molecular function: GTPase activity; GTP binding.